AUGAGAGUGGUCCUCCGCGUAGCCCAAGGGGUGUUUAAGUUUGGCAUAGCCAGCAGCCAGCGCACUGCACUCGCGAGCAUUUCACAGCCGCAUCCGCAGAAGCAAGUGCCGCAGCAGCGACAGAAACAACCGCAUCGGCAAUGGCAGCAGUUAGGGAGUAUGCAGCAGGAUGUGCAGCGACGGAGCAUAUCGGUAUUUGCCGGCGCUGUGCUGCCGCCAUAUCACCCGCAGCACCAAGCUCCAGCGGGGGCAGCCGGGGUGCGUCUGCUCCAGCGGGCGCCAGCAACCUGUGCUGCUGCUACUUUUCUGUUGAACAGCUGCACCAGCAGCUGCUGCAGCGGCAGCAGCCAUGACAGCAGAAAGUGGAGUUCUCAUUUGCCGGCUUGUUUCACGAACCAGAGGGGCGUCUGUCAGAUAAGUCGCCUCUUGAUGCAACAGAGGCAGCAGCAGCAGAGGCAGCAGCGAGAGGGGAAUUUGUGGUGGGAGGAUGCAGACAUGGAAAGCCAAUCAGAUUUAUCUGCUGCUACCGCGUCUCAUGUUGAUGCUUGCAUUACGCAUAUGCAACGGAAGGAGCAACAAGAGCAGGGUCAGCAACAGCACGAACAGGCGAACGCUAUGGGGGCUGAAGAGCUGUGGGCUUCAUCCCUAAUAACAGCGUGUGCGAGCACUGCUGCUGCUGCCGCGUCUUCAUCUGCUCAUCAUGCUUUGGAACAAGGGAUAUUACCAGCAUUCGAGUCAUCUGCAACCACAGCAAGAACUGAAACGACGGGAACAACGGCUGGCGAGAUGUCUGCUUUGCUGAUGACUUCUCCUCUCACUCCAGCAGAACGCCACCAGCUUCUUUACCUUUGGCGCCGUCUGUCCUCUAAGGAGCCCCUUCUAACGUCGCAUCAAGGCACAUCCGAGGGGCCCUCUCUUGCGGUACUUCUGGAGGUGCGGUGGGGCCUCCCGGUUUCGUUGUUUUCAGCGGCUCACACACAGCGGGCCUUCCUUCGCUGGCUCUACAGUGCACUGCACCACUACCAGCAACAGCAAUACUUGCGAGCCCAGCAGCAACAGCAGCAACAGCAACAGCAAGGACUGCAGGAGCAGGGACGCCAACAGCAGCCGCAUGAGGCGAGUUGGUUGGACAGGCUGGAGGAGGAUGCCUUCCAGGAUCUGCUGCGGUCGAUUAGAAGUCGCUUUGACCUCCAGGAAGCAGCAGCAGCAAGGACUGCGACGCUCCAGGCACAGCAACAGCCGCAUGAGAAGGUGCAGUUGCUUUUGAAACAGUGGAAAAAGGCCGUGCGAGGCCUUGAGGAAGGGGACCUGCUUUGCAACACUUAUCGGCUGCUUCUGGAGGUCUGCGCUGCAAUGGACGGGCCUCCACGGGCACCUCCAGGGGCCCCUGAAACUCUGACAAAAUCCGCAGUCUGCCCUCUGCUCCAUCCCGCUGCAGGCCCUUUGCUUGCUCUCUACCGAAUAUACUUAGCUAGAAGUGGUAUCUCUGCUGCUGUCUCGUAUAAAAACAUCGUGAAGCUUGUGGACCUGAGGGCCCCUGAACUUUGGUUUCCUGUGGCGCGGCAACAGCAGCGUCGGGUUUGUCUUUCCUUAGGACCCCCGAACAGUGGAAAGACCCGGGGGGCCCUUGAGGCCCUCCUUGGGGCACCCAGUGGCUGCUACUUGGGUCCGCUCCGGCUCCUGGUCACUGAGGUGUACAAUGAGUUGCGGAAGAAAGGCGUGAGGUGCUCUCUUAUCACGGGGCCUUCGAAGAUCAUUGACCCAGAAGCGACACACGUGUGCAGCACAGUAGAGGCUGCGCCUUUAGACAGGGAUUUUUCCGUUGGGGUUAUCGACGAAGUGCAGCUCUUGGCGGACCCACAGAGAGGGCCCGCUUGGACAAGAGCUUUCCUAGGCCUCAGGGUACUUGCGAAUCUGCCCCUGUGGAUGCUGCAGCUGGUGCUGCUUGUGCAUUUGCUUGUGGUGCUGGCGCUGCCUUCGCUGAAGCUGCUGGUCCUCUGCCCAGCUGCAGCCGCAUUUGCCGGGCUACAUCUAUCUGUUCCUGUUGACGGGGCUGUCGUGGUUACUCUCGUUGCUUCGCUAAAGGCUACCAGUACUUCAGCUCCGGCUGCCAGAUGCUUGUUGCUGCAUAUACUUCUGUUGUUGAUCCUGCAGGUAAAGGAGUUGCACGUCUGUGGAGAGGAAGGGGCGGGGACUUUGGUGGAAUCUCUGCUGUUGCAGUGCGGAGAUAUCGUGGGCAACAGGAACAAAAGGGUCUCCCUGGCCAGCGUGAAGCCGGGGGACUGUCUCCUUGCCUUCUCUAUAAAUGCCUGUUGGAAACUCAAGGGGCUUCUCUCUGCCUCGGGUGUGCAGGCAGCUUUGCUGUACGGACAACUGCCACCGGAGGUCAGGUUGGAGCAAACCAAAAGGUUCAAUGAAGCCGUGGAAUUACAUGCAUGCCUGCAGCAGCAGCAGCGUGCGCAGAAUCAGUGGGGGAACUACGAGCCAGAAGGUGUAUCUGAAGCUGAACGACCUCUUGAAUCUGCAGAGAGGGCAGUAGCAGCCGCACCAGCUCCAGAAGCACCGAAACCCGCGGGAGGAGGAUUAGACGCAGCAGCAGCAACUUCUCUUCCUCCUUAUUCCGUGCUUAUAGCAACGGACGCCAUUGGCCUUGGAGUAAACUUGUCGAUUCGACGCAUUAUAUUCACUUCUACUUUGAAAUAUGAUGGAACAUCGCUAAGGCGAUUGGAGGCCUCGGAGGUGCGGCAGCUGGCCUACAGGGCCGGGCGGUUUGGGGGGCCCUGGGGCGUUCAAGGUGGUUUAGUGAGUGCCCUGCAACAAGACCAGCUGGAUACACUUCGACGCCUCCUUAAAGGCGCGGGUGAUUCGGCACCUCCUCUAAAGACUGCGGCGCUGCUGCCGGAGAGCUGGGCCUUUGAAUUGUUUGCUCAUUUUGCAGCGGAGAGCCCUCCGGUGUGCACUGCUGCCCUCAUGCAGAAGUUCGUCUCUCUGCUGCACACAAGACUUCCAUACUUCAUACCAACCGGGGCCCUUCACAGGGCUGUUGCUGUGGCAGCUUUGCUGCGGGAUGUUCCGCUGCCGCCUCAGGAGUUAUACAUAUUCUGUAUGGCACCUGUCUCGGCUUCACGCCCCAACCGGGUGCAUCAGACAGAGCAGCAGCAGGAGAGACGAGAUCCGAAUGGGGCCGAUUCAAAAGAUGAGACAUUAUCGCCUUGGCAAGCAGCAAAUGGGGUGGUUACAGACGACGACACUGCAACGACAAGAGGUGACACAAAAUCAGGUGCAGCAGGAGCAGCAAUUGCUGCUGCUGCAAGCAUCAGUCUCCCCAUACAGGCGGCCCUGCGCUCCUUCGCUGUUUCCCUGGCUGCAACUCGCGUGGUGCCAUUGCCGUCUCCAUUCCGUGUCGUUCGGAAGGCAAACAAAGAGCAGCAAAAGCAAGAACAGCUAGAUCAGCACCUGGGGCUGUGGCCUGCAGAUGAAGGCCCCUGGGGCUGGCAUGCUGCCGCAGGUGUUGGGUAUUUCGAUGGAAGGGUUAUUGGGGCCCAGUGCGAUGCAGAGGAGACAGAAGCAACCCCAGCGGGGACAAUAGAGGCCCUUAGGGCAUGGGAGACAAUCUACCAGGUAUUAGAUUUGUAUUUGUGGCUGGCGGAAAAGCUCCCCACUGCGUUCGUCGACGUGCCGCUGGCAUCGACUGGGAGGUCCCUUGCAGCUGAUGUCAUAAUGGAGGCUUUACAGAGGGAGCGGCCCCCUCGGAGUUUAAGGGCUCUCGAGCUCGGGCCACAUUGCAUUCGAAUGCUGUAA
This is a messenger RNA of Eimeria acervulina, 3801 nucleotides long. RefSeq names its product helicase, putative. The transcript is spliced from 9 exons. The coding region runs from base 1 to 3801 and encodes 1266 amino acids. The record is from RefSeq and is a predicted model, not a curated record. NCBI's taxonomy places the organism in Eukaryota, Apicomplexa, Conoidasida, Eucoccidiorida, Eimeriidae. Gene Ontology annotation, molecular function: RNA helicase activity; hydrolase activity, acting on acid anhydrides. Gene Ontology annotation, cellular component: mitochondrial degradosome. Gene Ontology annotation, biological process: mitochondrial RNA 3'-end processing; RNA catabolic process.